AUGCGGCUACGUACCACUGGAAUGGCGUUGCUUGCGCCGAGCGCGCUUGCGCAAAGCAUCACUGUUUCCAACGGUACUGUCCAAGGAGGAUCAUGUCCAUCUUCAGCGGCGAACUACUACCAUGCCAUUCCAUUCGCACAACCACCGCUGGGAUCCCUCCGGUUUGCCGCGCCCCACCCUUUUGAUCAAAAGUUCAACGGGACCUUAGACGGAACAAAAACCGCACCUACCUGCAUUCAAUUUGGCGGCGACUUCUUCACUGAACCUCAGCCUUGGUCAGAGGACUGCUUGUAUCUUAAUGUCUGGGCACCGAAGAAUGCCAGCAGCGGCUCGAAGCUGCCGGUGAAGGUAUGGGUCUACGGUGGGAGCAACACGGCUGGUGGAAUCAGCGACCCGCUUUACGAUGGGUGCAAUGCUGCCACCGAUUCGAUCGUUGUGUCUAUCAACUACCGACUAGGCCCGCUUGGCUUUCUAGCUCUCAAAGACGCAGGACUGUCGGGUAAUUACGCGGUACAGGACUUGCUUCUGGGGCUUCGUUGGGUGCAGGAUAACAUCGAGGCAUUCGGUGGUGAUCACUCCAAAGUAUUAUUGUUCGGGCAAUCCGCGGGCGCUGCAUUGUCCUUCCUCAUCAGCACGCUUGCGGAAGCUCCUUCGCUCAUAUCCGCCGUGGCUGCAGAAUCUGGCGGAGGAAGAGGAUCCGCUCCAUAUGCUGAAGCCCAGCCUUACUUCAAGGCAUUCGUCAAGAACCUAGGCUGCGCACUUGAUGACCUGGACUGUAUGCGGUCCAAGUCACCACAAGAGCUCAAUGCUUCCUUCCCGGUCGAAUUGACCUCAGCAACGAUCCCGCUCGGUUACGCAAAGGGCUUUGCGUCGGUGAUUGAUGGCAAGGUUGUCCCAGAAGACCCGGCCGCAGUGGGCAGUCGCGUUCCUGCAAUCUUCGGAUCCACAUCCAAUGAUGGUUCACUGUUCAUCCUGGGGGCCUACCAGAACAAUUUCCCGCCGACGCAAGCCAACUACACCAGCCUCAUCGAGUCGAACUUUGGCCCAUAUGCGGCGGCGGUGAAGUCGUAUUAUCCAAUCUCUCGAUUCGCGAAUGACUCUUCUGCUUCGCUUGCCCCAUACUUCGCUAUGACUGCGAUCUGGACCCACGCGUCAUACACAUGUUCCGCGCAACGAGGUCUCAAACGAGCCACAGCCAAAGGCGUUCCUGCCUAUGCUUAUGUGUGGGACACGGCUCCAAGCUGUCCUUGGCUACCGGAGCUCAGCAGCGGCAUCAGCUCCCAGAUACUUGAGCUUCUUGGUGUGGCACAUACCUCCGAGAUUCCGUUCGUACUACGGAACACAGAACACCUGCCUCCGCCCAACGGUACCUGCAGCUUCUCAGCAGCCGAGAAGAACAUCAGUGAUGCGGUGUCGAGUGCUUGGACAGCUAUGGCGAGGGCCCAGAGUCCAGAUUCUCCGCUGCUACCUGGUGUCUGGCCGACUUUCAGUAGUAAUGGAACAAAGGGACUGGUUGCAACUGGAGAGGGACUGACUUUCGAAGAUAUUGAUUACAGUUUUUGCAAGCUGUGGGAUGGUAUUAGCGAGUCUAUCCAAGAGCCUUUUCUCACCAAAACGUCACUCAUCCGCUCCUUCCCGAUGCAGACUUUAAAAGCCCUCACUCGCCGGGCCCCAUCACUGCGAUUCAUCCGCCAUUAUACCCAAACACCAAACCCGAACAUGAAAAUCGCAAUCACAGGAUCACGCGGCACAGUCGGCCAAUACGUCGUCAAAGCGGCCGUCGACGCAGGCCACUCCAUCGUCCAGGUCAACCGCACCGAGCAGGAGCCCGACGGCACAAAGAACUCCAAGUACCGUACCGCAGACACAGCAAACGACUACGAUGCCACCGUUCAAGCCUUCAAAGGCUGCGACGCCGUCAUCCAUCUUGCAGCGAUCCCCGAUCCCGUAGAUAAACCCGACUUCAUGGUACACAGCAACAAUGUGGAAUCCGCAUUCAACGGCUUCCGCGCCUGCGGCGAACUCGGCAUCAAGAAGAUCUGCUACGCGUCCUCGGUCAACGCUAUUGGACUCGCCUACGCCAAUCAACCGCUGAAGUUCAAGUAUUUCCCCAUCGAUGAGGAGUACCCGCCUAACCCCACUGACGCGUACGCUCUCGCCAAGGUCGAAGCAGAGACGCAGGCGAAGGCUUUCGUGAACUGGUUUCCAGGGACCAAGAUUGCUUGUCUACGAAUCCAUGAGGUGGCGCCGAAGAAGGACGUGCAGAAAGAGCAUGAGGAGAAUUGGAAUGCAGCUGCCGUGGGACAGCUGUGGGCGUGGGUGAGUCCGGCGGCGGUGGCGCGAGCAUGUCUUUUGAGCGUUGAGAAGGCAGAUGCGUAUGAAGGAUGCGAGGUGUUCAAUAUUGUGGCGCCAGAGACAACGCAGGAGACGACCUCGGCGGAGCUGGCGAAGAAGUACUAUCCUGAGGCGGAGAUAAGGAAGGGGCUUGAGGGUAAUAAGGGGUUCUGGACGAUUGAAAAGGCUGAGAGGAUACUGGGGUGGAAGCAUGAGGAGAAGGAGUAA
Didymosphaeria variabile is the source of this 2562-nucleotide messenger RNA. RefSeq lists its product as uncharacterized. The record is from RefSeq and is a predicted model, not a curated record. The transcript has 3 exons. NCBI's taxonomy places the organism in Eukaryota, Fungi, Ascomycota, Dothideomycetes, Pleosporales, Didymosphaeriaceae. The coding region runs from base 1 to 2562 and encodes 853 amino acids.